Messenger RNA from Schizosaccharomyces japonicus yFS275, 3725 nucleotides. RefSeq names its product translation initiation factor eIF3 alpha subunit. Lineage: Eukaryota; Fungi; Ascomycota; Schizosaccharomycetes; Schizosaccharomycetales; Schizosaccharomycetaceae. The transcript has 2 exons. Gene Ontology annotation, cellular component: cytoplasm. Bases 237 to 3680 code for a protein of 1147 amino acids. The record is from RefSeq and is a predicted model, not a curated record.
AACCGAGGAAUUCCAUCAUUGGCUCGUUCUCUGAGCCAAAGUAUCGCGCUGCUUGCGCUGCGCACCCGAAAAGUCAACGCUGUGUUUUUGUUCUAUCCUUGCUUUUUUGCCUGUUGAAACGGUCUUCCUUGACGAAAACUCUUAUUUACUUAUAACAAAAACUUUUUGCGACAUAGAAAGUAUCUCAUUUAGUACGGGAUCUCUAGAUUUUGCUUAGGAACACACGUAAACGCUAAAUGAACGAAGAGAAUAGAAAAACUGAGGGAGAACACGAGGAAGAGAAGGAGAACAAAUCUGCGGUUUCGUCGGCAGCGACCGUCUUGGAGAAUGAAAUAAAGGUCACGGUCGAUUUUGGUUCUGAUGUCGCUCCUUUGAGCCUGUAUGCUUCCCCUUAUGACAACUUUAAUGAUCUUCGUCAACAUGUUAUAGAAUUGAACAACGGUCUGUAUACCUGUUUCCGUCUCGAGUACAAUGGAACCAUCAUGAACCCUUUCCAGGAGCUCUCUGAGGCCAUCGACUGCGAAACCGUGAAGGAAAUUAGCCUCCGCGUCAUUCUGGACCACUACACGGAGCGUGAGUCGCUGUAUCAUGCGUUUCGACUCCUAGACAACAUCCGUUCAGGCUGCUCGCGACAAUCUCACAACGCAGAGCUCGGCGCCCUCAUGUCGGUGUAUCCUCAGCUGGUGCGCAACCAGUGCGGUGAUGUUGAUGCUUCGAGGAACACCUCGCACGCACAGUUCAAAGACUUUUCCGGCGAACAGUUAUCGUUGCAGUACUACGUGAAGCUUUUUGAGGAUGCUGCACAGGCCUCCGAGGAAAUCGACUGUUUGCAGGAUUUCGGCCUGUCUGCAUGGAACCCCGUCCCUCCAUACUGGGCCCUGCAGGGUCACUUGUUUUACCUUCGAGUCACCGUCCUUGAAGGUCAGCAAUUCCACAUCACCUCUCGCUACGAUGGCUACUGUGUGAACCAAAGCUCCAACACAAAGUUCGAUCCUUCACCAAAUCCAAAGUACGCGCUUCACCAUUCCCUGUCUGCUUUACUGUCCUCCCUUUCCCCCAAGUUCCAAGCGGGUCUCGCUGAUUUGCUGAAAAGUUCAGGCGAAUUAGACCAAACACUUAAGUUGCAGGUCAGUAAGGUGCUCCAACAACCAACGUGGAUUAACACACAUUCUGUUUAUACUGCGGAUAUUACUCGGACGCAAUCCAUUGUGUGUAACCCCUUCUUGGAAAACAAGAGCAAUCUGCGUGACUGGAAUGAUGAAAUUCAAUCUGUGCGUGAAAUGCCCUACGCCAAUUUGCAAGAGCGCGUGCUUCGUGAACGUUUGUUGCAGAAGACACUGAACGAGUUUACGGAAAGUGCUAUGGCCGGUGCCAUCGAAGUCGUAAACGGGAACGUUCCUGCACUGAAUCCCACAGAACCGCUUGCCUCGCAAAUGUAUAUUCACAACAACAUUUUCUUCUCCUAUGGCAUGGACAGUAUCGGCAUCUUCGAUAAAACAGGCGGCAACGAGGCUUCUCGGCAUGCAGUGGGAAAGGACGUCGCAUACAUCCGUCUGCUCACUCAAUCUGACCGUUGUCCCAUUUCGUUACUCGGCACUUGCCUCAUUGAUUUCGCGGGUCAUCGUAUUGUUGCACAGACCUUAAUUCCCGGUAUUUUCCGCCAACAAGACGAAGGUGCUACGCAAGUCGUGUAUGGAAAAGUGGAUGGUGAAGAUACGUUCGUAUUUGACAAGAAGCUCGAUCCCCUGCUCAAGGAGGUUUCUGCCAUACUUCACUUAAAAAAGCAUCCUGUCGUUGGAAACGAUGGCAAGACAAUUUCCAUGUUCACGAGUAUGGAUGCCAAGGGACUGAAGGGAACCGACGGUCGCUCUUACUUGCUCGAUUUGUACAGUUUAUUCCCCCUAGACAUUGGUUUCUUGGAGGAAAUAGCUAAUGAUGACAGCAAGCUCCCCGCUUAUCCCCAUACCCUUGCCUACCUUCGUCCCGAACUUAUUCAGUCUAUUUGGGAAACCAAACUGAAAAAUUACGCUGAAGCCAAAGCUGCAAAGCUUAAAGAGUCGGUUCCUAAGGAUGAGUUGGAAAAAAUUCCUGACAUUAGUCUAAACGAUUUUGACUACACAUUGAAUCCCGAUGUUUUCCGUUCGGAUUACAAAGUUCCAAAGGAUUAUGAACAAACUUUAAAGAAGGACGAAGAAGCUGUUAAAGCCGUUUCUGAGUUGCUUCGUAAUGAUAUAAUUCCAUCUUUUGUGAAAACUGUUUGCACUGAUGAAUCCGCUAUGCCCGUUGAUGGCAUUGCUUUGGCAAGAAUGAUGCACAAGCGAGGCAUCAACAUGCGGUAUUUGGGUAAGGUAGCCGAAUUGGCAGCAAGCCAAUACGGAAACGAUCAUCCACUCGUGUAUCUGGCUGAGCUUGAAAUGCUUGCCCGUGCAGUCAAGCAUGUGUUUAGCAAUAAUAUUGCUAAACACAGCUUUUACAAUCGCGCUUCCUCCGUCGCAUACCUCCUUUGUUGCAUAUUUUCAGAGGAUGAAGCCUUUAAAGACAGUCCUGUUUAUAAAGAGUAUCUGCAAAAGAUACCUUCAGAAAGUUUCCAAACUCCCACUCAAGUUAAAGAGUCGGUUGCCCAAAAUGUUGCAUCCCGUUUCCGCUACCGCAUUCACAAUUCCGCAAAGUUCGUUAAGAGUCCUCCACUGCUAAGAAAUAUUUGCUUGAAAUUGGGCAUUCAACUUCUUUGUCGGGACUACUUCUGCGAGCCCUUCGUUCCUGCAGCCUUACAGCCUGCGACUGCCGGAGACAAGAAAAGUAAGAAGAAGAAGGCCACGAAGAAGAAACCUUCCCAAACGACAUUCGAGCCAGUCCUUUUCUACCCUACCGAUAUUCUUAACAUUCUGCCCCUUAUCAAGACAUGCACACCUUGCAGCACACUCGCGCGUGAGGCUUUUGACGCCUGCAAACUAAGCAUUGCGCAAAAAGACAAGAAUGUUUCUUUGAGUCUACUUUCAGAAUCGCUCAUGCUUCACGAGCAAAUAUACGGAAUUCUGCACGCAGAGGUUGCAAGGGCGUAUUGUCAAGUUGCUUUAUUGUUCUAUCAAUUGGAGGAUAAAGAGCAGGCUCUCAACCUUGCUAGAAAAGCAGUUCUUGUCUGUGAAAGGGUGCUUGGUUUCGAUUCGGCUGAAACUAUUCUUGGCUAUAUGAACUUGUCGCUGUACGAGUUCUCGUCCGGAAACAUUGCAAUUGCCUUAGCUUUCUGUGUUCACGCUUUGAAACUCUGGCGCUGCAUAUUUGGACCGGAACACCCCGAUAUGAUUACCUCGUUCAACAACGUUGCUGUGAUGGUACAGAGAAUGAACAACUUCGUCGACAGUCAAAAAUGGUUUCAAGCAUCAGUUGAUUUGUCGAAGAAAUUCUUCGGUAACACUCUGAAUACUGCCUCAUUGUAUUUCCAGCUUGCACAAUCCAUGGCUUUUAACGAUGAAAGCCGUAAUGCCCUGAAGGCCAUUCGGAUUGCUUACGAUAUUUACAAAGAAGAGCUUGGUGAAGACCACGCAACAACCAAAGAAGCCGAAGAGUGGCUUUCUAAAUUUACGGCCAACGCCGUAUACCAUGCCAAGCAUCUCAAAAUCCAACAACUCCAGCCUCAUGGAGAGGCGUCAGCUCUUCGCACUCACCGAUUUAGUUCAUAGAUAGACGAUGUAUAAACAAGACCAAUUCAAUCAAACCUAUUCCAG